CAAAGUGCGGCGCGAGGAGCCGGGGCUGCCUCUUGGCGGACGGGAGUCUGUGUGGUUAGAGGCGUAGGGCCGGACGGGUGUCCGCCCCCGCGGAUGGCGAGGGAUCUGAUCGGGCCGGCGCUGCCGCCCGGCUUCAAGGCUCGGGGGACAGCGGAGGAGGAGGAGGAGGAGCGAGCCCGCAGCCCCGUUGCAGGACCAGCUCUGCCCCCUAAUUAUAAAAGCAGUAGCUCGGAGUCCUCAGACAGCGAUGAAGACAGUAGUUCAUUGUACGAAGAAGAAAAUCAGGAAUCUGAAGAAGAUGACACUGGUCCAACGGCAAGAAAACAGAGGAGAAAUCAAGAUGAUGAUGAUGAUGAUGAUGAUGAAGGAUUUUUUGGACCAGCUCUUCCUCCUGGAUUUAAAAAGCAGGAUGAUUCUCCUCCAAGGCCGUUAAUAGGUCCUGCAUUACCACCCGGUUUUAUUAAAUCUACACAGAAAAGUGACAAAGGCAGAGAUGAUCCAGGACAACAAGUAUCAUCAUAUUUCAACUCUGAGGAAACAGAUAGUAGUGAAGAUGAGGACAUUGUUGGACCAAUGCCUGCAAAAGGACCAGUUAACUAUAGCGUCACAACAGAGUUUGAAAAAAGAGCCCAACGAAUGAAAGAAAAAUUGACCAAAGGAGACAAUGAUUCAUCUAAACCAAUUACAAGAGAGUCAUGGAUGACUGAACUUCCUCCAGAAAUGAAAGACUUUGGUCUUGGGCCCAGAACUUUUAAGAGAAGAGCCGAUGACAAAUCUGGAGAUCGAUCAGUCUGGACAGACACUCCAGCGGACAGGGAGAAGAAAGCCAAGGAAACACAAGAAGCAAGGAAGUCAUUUAAUAAGAAGGAUGAAGAACAUGUACUGUCAGGAAGGGAAAAGAGGUUGGCUGAGCAGGUGUCCUCAUACAAUGAAUCAAAAAGAUCAGAAUCUCUUAUGGACAUUCAUCAUAAGAAAUUAAAAAAUAAGGCUGCCGAAGAGAAAAAUAAGCCCCAAGAAAGAAUACCAUUUGACCGUGAUAAAGAUCUCAAAGUUAAUCGGUUUGAUGAAGCUCAGAAAAAAGCUCUGAUAAAGAAAUCUAGAGAACUAAACACCAGAUUUUCACAUGGCAAAGGCAGUAUGUUUUUAUAAGGGGAUUUCCCUGUGCAAUGAAGAAAAGUUGAAGAACACUCUUUUGUCAGUCUGUCCACCUUUUUCCUUUGUUUUGAGUUUCUUAAAAUUAGAGAUUACUUUAGUCUUAAAAACCAUACAAACUUACCUUGUGCUGUAUGUCCUUUAAGUCACGUGGAAACCUAAAGUCAGUAUUUCUUAUGUGGAAUAGAAUUUUAUGUGUCUUUGGCUUCUGAGGAAGUGUGGGCUUUUCUUCAAAUAAUUAUUUUGAGGACAGCCCGGGUGCCUCAGCCGUUUAGUGCCACCUUCAGCCCAGGGCAUGAUCCUGGAGACCCAGGAUCGAGUCCCACGUCAGGCUCCCUGCAUGGAGCCUGCUUCUCCCUCUGCCUGUGUCUCUGCUUCUCUCUCUCUCUGUCUCUCUCAUGAAUGGAUAAAUAAAAUCUUUUUUAAAAAAAAUAAUUAUUUUGAGGAUCUCCCACCUAUUCCCUAAUUUUUGUGGUGUCUCCCAAGUAUUGUGUAAGGUCUGUUCAGGACUAUUUGCUAAAUCUCCACCAGUGUAGACCUCCUCAUCAGCUGUUCCUAACCCGCCCUGGAGUAAGUGUGUUGAGUCCUUGCAGUAAAUCCAUGCAUCUGAAAUUGUUCGGGUUUUCCCUCUAAACUGCAGCCAGUGAAUACACAUUUACAAAUAGAGGGCUUGGAGAUUUUGUCUGUUUUGUUGACGUUUUGCUUGUUUGGGCAACCAGGGCUUUUCGUUUCUUGUUUGGGUUUUUUGUGUUGGUUGGUUGGUUGGUUUUUAAGUAAGAAAGAAGGGCCUCUAUGUUAUCUCAUGUACUAAGAAAAACUAAUUUGAUCUUUCCAACUUUAAUAAGUACUUCUAGGAGAGGCAAUCUAAGGGACAAAAUAUGCCAUUAACCAUUAGCGGUGUGAAGUCAAAGACUUGGUCUCUCUGGGCUCAGCUAAAGCUUUCUAAGUCUUUAAACUUUGCUUUGAGAUUAUCUUAUUUUACCCAUUUAUAUUUAACAGAUUUUAGCUAAUUUAUUGGGGACUGAUCUUUUAUAUCAAUCAUGAGUAGUCUUUUUUAAAACUCAAGUUCAUAAUCUUGAAAUACAAAAAUAUGAAUGGAAACUCUAAUCAUAACCACUCUAAUGAGAGUACAUAACUUGGUAAUGCUUUGAGGCACUGUCUCUUAAGAUGUUAAAUAGAACAUUCUAAAUAGUUAAAGCCUAAAUUAAAAUUCUCUUAGUUAUGUUUUCUUACAGAGUCUUACUAAUUGUUCACUAGUUCUGUGUUCUAGUUUUGAUAAAGCAUGAGGGGUUUUGUUUUUUUGUUUUGUGUGGGGGGAAAAAACACAAAAUGAGAGACUAGGUAGGAGGUGGGAGGUUUUAAUGGAAAAACAUUUCUGAUUCUUAGUUCGUUUAGGCUUUGUGAAAAUUGAGUACAGUAAACUGUUGGGAUUAUGGCACAAGUUAUUCUUCGUUGCUCUUUUAUGAUAUCAGCGUAAACAGUAGCCUACUCAAGGAGCGUAGCUUUUAAAGAGAUGAAUUCUCCUAAGCAAACUGAAACAGCUUCUUGUCUAAGCAAAAUUGAACAGAGCUACCAUUUGACUAAAGAUGUCAUUUUUAGUAAUAUUUUCUGAAUGCAGAACAUUGUGCAAAAGCAUCCAUUGCUCUCAUUUAAUUUCGUUAUAAUUUUUCCUGGACGAAAGGAAGACAUGUUUUCUAGUUCCUCACCCUUCUAUAAAUUUCUAACAUACAGUUUUGGGAAACUUUGUAUUUUUUAAAGUAAAAAUAUCACCUUUGGUUACUUCUUUUUCUUUGUUUUAUUCAUCUUAAGGGGAUAGGAUAUUUCUGCAUCAUGUAGUUACUUGUUUUUCCCGUCCCCUUGAAGCGUCUUUGUCCUCUGCCAAAGAGAGAAAAACCUCUUCUCUCUGCCUGAUGCUUUCCAUGAGUUACCAUCUUACUGCUCCCUUGGGUGUAAUACUCUUUCAUGCCAUCCCAGUUUUAAUCAAACGUGAGGCCAGACCAGAGGUUUUUUAUGCCCUUCGGAGAGACUAAGCCCAGUAGAAUAGCAUUGAUAAUAAAAGAACAGAGUUGCUAUUUACACAGAAUGGAAAGGUGCUCAGGGCAGCCCCUCCCCUCUUCCAAAGUGGUAAAAAGCCUAAUUAAUUCAAGUCUCCAUUCAUCUGGCAGAAAAUUAGCAUCAUUGACAUCUUCUAAUAAGACCUUUUUAAUUUAUUGUACUUCUUGGCUAAGUCUUAUAGAACUGUGGCCUCCUUUGAAACUUAAAAAUGAAGGGAAAAAUUAAAAAGCAACACUAAGUUCAAAAGAUGAAGCAGGGGCGGCCCCGGUGGCUGAGCAGUUUAGCGCCUGCCCUUGGCCCAGGGCAUGAUCCUGGAGACCCGGGAUCGAGUCCCACGUCAGGCUCCCUGCAUAGAAUUUUAUGUGUCUUUGGCUUCUGAGGAAGUGUGGGCUUUUCUUCAAAUAAUUAUUUUGAGGACAGCCCGGGUGCCUCAGCCGUUUAGUGCCACCUUCAGCCCAGGGCAUGAUCCUGGAGACCCAGGAUCGAGUCCCACGUCAGGCUCCCUGCAUGGAGCCUGCUUCUCCCUCUGCCUGUGUCUCUGCCUCUCUCUCUUCUCUGUGUGUCUCUCAUGAAUAAAUAAAUAAAAUCUUUAAAAAAAAAAAAAAGAUGAAGCAGAUACUGUAACUUUCUUUUCUAUUGAAGGUGACAUCUAAGUUCAUUGUACCUGAAAUUACACGAUUUUUGUCCAUCUCUGUAAGUUGUCAUCUCAGAUAGACUGAGUUACUUCCAUGAAUAACCACUACUGAUAAAUAAAUGGUGGCAUUAGCAAGGGAGGGGAUUGGGAACGGGAACAGAAGAUGAGAGAUGGUGGGUACACCAUUCAUUAUCACAUAAAUUAGAACCUUUUUAUAUUAGCAAAAUAUUGUAAAUUAAACCAUUGCUCUUUAAAAAAAAACAAAACAACAACAAAAAAAAUCAUGGUCUUACUAAGAGGUUUUCAGUCAUGUUUGGAUAUAGCAGCCAUUUCACAUUUAAUUUAUCUCUUGAACUUUUAAUAGUUCUUUUAAUUAAUGAGUUUUUUUAGAAGCGAGGUUGAGAUUGACAUGGUACCAAAAUUUCCUUGCUCCAGAAUAGAUUAAUAGUUAUUCUAUAAAUUAUUUGGUCCCCAAACAUCACGGCACUUUUUAUUUCUUAUAUGGGGUAGAUCAUGUUAAUAUUAUUACUCAGAAACAUAUAAUCAUGGGAGAUAGGUUUUUUUAAACUAUAAGAGUCCUUGGUCUUGUGUCUUUUAUAAUCAUUUCAUGGUGAUGAUAAACAUUGUUAGAAAAAAACAACUCUCUGUUGAGUAUUGUACCUACGGGGAAGAAUUAACAUGGAGGAAAGUGAUUAGAGAUAGUGCCUGUGUAACAUCCGUGCCAAGUCUUCUAUUUCAUGAUAUUAAUUUAUUUUACUUUGGUUUUUUGACACCAUCAUGAGAUCUAAGUCUGCAGUUACAGAGGUCAUGCAUUUCCUGUUAUAAGAGAGGUAUAUUUUUUUGCAGCUUCAAGAAUUGUUUAACUGUGACUGUGGUUUGUAAAAUACUAUAAAGAGCUAUACACUGCCCCUUUGAAUCUUUUCAUUUUGAACUUUACAAUAAGAGACUGUUUUUAGAAAAGAAUUCCUGAUGUAUAAUUUUUUAUGUAUAAAUAAAGUUUCA
Molecule: messenger RNA, 4843 nt
Organism: Nyctereutes procyonoides (raccoon dog)
Lineage: Eukaryota; Metazoa; Chordata; Mammalia; Carnivora; Canidae
Gene: GPALPP1
Product: GPALPP motifs containing 1
Exons: 9
Coding region: 94-1149 (351 amino acids)
Source: RefSeq, a predicted model, not a curated record